AUGACCUCUGGCGUUGUAGUGGCUCGCUCCGCGAGAGGCCUUCUUAUCCACAAGGUCAAGUUUGGUGCAGACGACAAAUCAGCGCUUGUUAGUAUCUUCCUAUACAUUGGUGCAGUCACGUUGUCGAAGCAGCGGCCCAUUGGUCGACAGUAUCGUCCUGAACUUGACCAUCGACCUACUAUUGGUCUCUUGGUUGUUCCCAACACUGGCUGA
Molecule: messenger RNA, 213 nt
Organism: Parastagonospora nodorum SN15
Lineage: Eukaryota; Fungi; Ascomycota; Dothideomycetes; Pleosporales; Phaeosphaeriaceae
Exons: 3
Coding region: 1-213 (70 amino acids)
Source: RefSeq, a predicted model, not a curated record